Emiliania huxleyi CCMP1516 is the source of this 846-nucleotide messenger RNA. RefSeq lists its product as hypothetical. Bases 1 to 846 code for a protein of 281 amino acids. NCBI's taxonomy places the organism in Eukaryota, Haptophyta, Isochrysidales, Noelaerhabdaceae. The record is from RefSeq and is a predicted model, not a curated record. The transcript has 2 exons.
AUGACCGGCCAUGCGUGCCCCUGGCUCACCUCCCUCGACGAGGACGUCGAGGCCUACGUCCGCUCUGUCGCUGAGGACGCCGAAAGCGACUCGGACCUCGACGGCAUCGUGGAUCUCCUCGCCGCUCAUGGCAUCGGCACCGAGGGGUCAGAGGACAUACGAGCAGAGGCCUGCGCGAACAGCGGACGCGGUGGCGACGUCAGCAGCUGCAGCAGCAGCGGUGGCGGCGGCAGCGGCUCCGGCCGCAGCAGCAGCCGCAGCAGCGGCCGCAGCAGCGGCCGCAGCUGCUGCGCCAGCGGUGCUAGCCCCACGGGCGGCCGCUCCCUCACGGCGCCGCUGGCGCCGCCGACGCCGAGCACGGCCGAGCUGACGCUGCUCGAGGUUGUGCCGGCCGCCAGCGCGGCGCUGGCGAGGCACGUUCUGCGGUGCGAGGGAGGCGACGUGCAGGCGGCGAUAGAGGUCCUGCUCGGCGGCAGCCUCGAGACGCUCGAGGAGGAGAUGCGGGCUGAGCAGCUGCGCGCGGCGCAGCUGGAGGUGGCCGCCGCCGCGCAGCAGCAGCGGCAGCGCAAGGUGGACCGCCGUCGCGUGCUCGGGCGGUACGACGCGCAGCGCGAUUUUGACGCGGAGGGCGGGGCGCCUCCGCCGCUCGAGCCGCCGCGGCUGCCGUACGCGCAGAGCCGCAAGGAGGCGGUUGGGGGCAACCGGACGAUGUACCGCGACGGCGAGGCGGUCUAUGUCAAGGGGAACCCGAAGCAGGAGAGCAAGUGGGAGAAGAAAGAGGAGUGGGACGGCGGCUCGACCGGCCGCGUCAAGACCAAGGGCAAGCGCGGGCCCGGCUGGAGGUAA